Messenger RNA from Schistosoma mattheei, 2730 nucleotides. The record is from the annotation of a GenBank genome assembly. NCBI's taxonomy places the organism in Eukaryota, Metazoa, Platyhelminthes, Trematoda, Strigeidida, Schistosomatidae.
AUGAGUACGACGAAGUGUGAAGAAGAUAUUACCUCUGAUCAUAAAAUAACAAACAUCACGAUUUCACAAAAUAAUACAAGUGAUAAUACUAGAAUCAUAUACAGACCGUCAAUUAAAACUACAAAAACUUCAACACCAUUAUCAAGGAAACUGAAUUCAGAUAAUGAUGCUAAUCAUACCAAUAGUUUCUUAUCCUUAUAUACCAGAUGCAUUAAAAAUUCAAAUAAACGAAAGAAAAAACAGUUAAAUGAUAAUAACAACAAUAACAACGAUCAUAAUCAUCAAUCAAAUUUUUGUUUAAAUUUUUGCCGACAUUGUUCAUCAAAUACACCUUCUUCAUCAUCCUCAUCGUCAUCAACAUCAUCAACCGUUACAACUGAGGCGGGGGCAGCGGUAGCGGUUGUAGCAACGGCAGGACGUAAAGAAUCAAAUAGUUUUUCACUUCCAUUUCCAUUGGAUAAUAAAAAUCAUGACAAUUUAAUUAGUUAUACAUCAAAAAAUACUAUUAAUCCUGGAAUUAAAAAUACACUUACUCCUAAUCAUACAAAUAACACUAUAAUGUCUAUAUCGAAUUGUUCAAAUCAAUUGAAUAACAUUUCAGUUCAUUCUAACAAGAAUGAUGAUAAUGAUCAUCACAAAAUUGAUGCUCAAAACACAUCUGUACAUAUAACUAAUAGGCAAAUAACUGAUAAAUUACAUUGUAAUACCACUAAUUCUAUAGAUUAUCAAAAUAAAUCGAACAUCAUCACUACUGUUAUACCAUCUAUACCUAUAAUAACUAAUAUUGAAACAAUAAAUAAUCAUAAACAUAAUUCACCAAUGAUUAUCAAUGAUAAUUCAGUAUAUUUUAAUGAUCAUCAUAAACAUUUAUUAGAACUAUCUAAACUUCCAGUAUAUGAUUCAACAAAACUUUGUAUUCAAUGUCAAAAUAAUAUUCAAUUAAUUAGUAAAGAUUAUGAACAUAUACUACUUUUAACAAAUAAUCAGGGGAAACACAAUCAGAUCAAUGUUAUUAAUAAUACCAUUAAUAAUAUUAAUAAUAAUGGUGUGAAUGGGAAUAUUGAGCAUACUAUUGACAUAAUUGAUGAUAUCAAGUCGAAAAAAAUCAAUGAGAUGGAGUCAGACAUAGAAGAAUACGUUAAACAUGUUCAACAGAUUUUUGAUCACAUCAAUAUGACAAAGGAUGAAAUCUGUCAAACUGAUUCAAAACCUAAUCAUAAUCUUGAUAAAAAACAAUUAUGGGAUGCAUUUAAUACAAAUUAUCAAAAUCAAGAAAAAAUAUUACGACCUUCACAUAAUGAUAUAAAUGCAUAUCAUUUAGAUGAUGAUGUUGAUGAAGAUGAUGAUGAUGAAGAAAUGAUAGAAACUCAUUAUGAUAAUGUUCAUAGUUGCCGUAAAAUGAACAAUUUCUCCGUUGACAAAAUGGAUACAAAACGAAUUUCAAAAAUCUAUAGACAACUUCAUAAUUUACGUUGUCAAGUUGAAUCGUUCUCCUAUCUAAGUUGGCUUGGAUUAACCGCAGAACAACCCCCAACCCAGAGAAUUCUAGUUCCUGGCUUUAAUGCACCAGCUCCAAAUCCUCAAAUGCACUUGAUUCGUCGAUCUGAUGCAGAUAGUCGGAGAAAUAUACAAGAAUUUAAACUUCUAUGUAAAGAACCUGUUUCUAAAGAAGAUUUAAUUGAAUUACGCUCAUCUACUUUUAAUAAUUGGUCUAGAACAGAUGCUCAAUUAAUACGUUUAGUUCGGGAAAUGUUUCAAGAACUUGGAUUUAUUAAACAUUACAAUAUACAAUUACAUCGAUUAGAUUUAUGGCUUACUGAUAUUUAUAGACGUUAUAAUCGUGUUCCAUUUCAUAAUUAUAAACAUGCAUUUAUGGUAACACAAAUGUGCUAUGUUUUAAUCUGGGGUGGAAAUUUGACCAAUCUACUUGACAUAGAUGAUCAGCUUAUUUUGAUUAUAUCGGCCAUCUGUCAUGAUUUAGAUCAUCCAGGAUUCAAUAAUGCUUAUCAGAUCAAUGCUGGAACCGUGUUGGCGAUGAGAUACAAUGAUCAAAGUCCAUUAGAAAAUCAUCAUACGGCUGUUGCAUUUGAUUUACUGAGUCAUAAAGAAGUCGAUCCCUUCUCCCAUCUUUCAACUACUAUUAGACAACGAAUUCGCAAAGGAGUGAUUAGAUGUAUAUUGGCUACAGAUAUGUCACGUCAUAAUGAAAUAUUAGAUGAAUUUAAUCGUCAAGUUUUAACUGAUUUAAACGCUGCAUGGGAAAUUGAUCCAAAUACAAAAAAACCUACAUGGGUUAUGAAUAAAAUACAGAAAGAUCUUGUUAUGGUAAUUAUUUUAAAAAUAUCUGAUAUAUCUAAUGAAGCACGUCCUUUAAAUGUUGCUGGUCCAUGGAUAAAUCGGUUAUUAGCGGAAUUUUUUCAUCAAAGUGAUUAUGAAAAACUUGUUGGUCUUCCAGUUGCUCCAUUUAUGGAUCGACAUAAAGUGACUAAAUCAGCUAGUCAAUGCGGUUUUAUUCGUUUUGUUAUUUUGCCUCUAUUCGAAUCGUUAGCUAAAUUAUUACCAGAAGUUAAACCAAUUAUUGUUCAACCGGCCUUAGAACAAUUGGCCUACUAUACAGACUUACAAAAUAACGAAGAAAAGAAAACCAAUACUGAUAAUCAGAAAUCAAAUAAUAAUGAACAUCAAAGUGAUAAUAAUCAUAAUCAAGACAAAAAGGAACAUAACAAAUAA